Messenger RNA from Notodromas monacha, 428 nucleotides. The record is from the annotation of a GenBank genome assembly. NCBI's taxonomy places the organism in Eukaryota, Metazoa, Arthropoda, Ostracoda, Podocopida, Cyprididae.
CCUGAUUGAUCCUGAUGCUUCCUCUGGCAACUGAUGCAUAGUUUCGGAAGUUAUUAUUGAAGACUCCAAAAAUGAAUCCAUCAGAGGAAAAUGAAGCCCCGAGUUCUCCCAUCGCAACCGACCUGGAAAUCCCACCGGAAGCAGCUUUGGCUGCAUCAUCAAGCCGCAGAUCGUCUGAUGUAGAAUCUCUUGUAUCUGAACAAAUCGCAGAAAAUGGUGCAACUAACUUCCGUUUUCCCUCUGACGAAAAGCCGCGAAAAAGUGACAAGCUGUUCGUCACUUUCUGCGCUUUCGGUGCGAUGAUGAGCAAAGCGAUUUGUUUGCGAAUGCUUGGGCCGACGAUCAUUGAUUUGGCAGAACUCAUGGGAGUGAGGGAGUCCCAAAUAACGCAAGUCUUUUUCGCCAGAGCAUUUGGAUACUUCAUGGGC